This is a messenger RNA of Camelus dromedarius (Arabian camel), 5101 nucleotides long. RefSeq names its product KN motif and ankyrin repeat domains 2 (gene KANK2). The transcript is spliced from 13 exons. Bases 430 to 2991 code for a protein of 853 amino acids. The record is from RefSeq and is a predicted model, not a curated record. NCBI's taxonomy places the organism in Eukaryota, Metazoa, Chordata, Mammalia, Artiodactyla, Camelidae. Gene Ontology annotation, molecular function: protein binding. Gene Ontology annotation, cellular component: cytoplasm. Gene Ontology annotation, biological process: negative regulation of transcription by RNA polymerase II; negative regulation of G1/S transition of mitotic cell cycle; negative regulation of actin filament polymerization.
GGAGCUACCAGUGAGGGCCGCUCGGCCGGGCGGCGGCGCGCGGAGGACGCACGGGCGGCGGGACUCUGGGACGGCAGCGGCUGGAGCGCGGGAGGUAUUGAAAGACGGAGAAGUGAGGACAGAGACGUGGAGAGACAGGGAGAGAGAAGUGAAGAGAGACGCAGAGAGACAGACGUGGAGAGACGCAGAGACGGGGAGAGAGACGAAGUAAGACGCAAAGCAAGUGGGGCGUGAGACAGGACAAGCUCGGCUGCCCCUGGAGCCCCAGCCCCGCCUUCAUGCCCGGCAGGUGCCCCAUCUGGCCCAUCCUCCCAGACUCCUGACUCCAGGCUCCAUCACACCCCGUUCCCAGGUAAGCCUCAGCCUGUGCUGCAGGCGGUCUGACUCACGUCUUCCAAGUGACUCUCGAGGGACAUCUGCAGCAAGAGGAUGGCCCAAGUCCUGCACGUGCCAGCCCCCUUCCCAGGGACCCCUGGCCCAGCCUCCCCGCCCGCCUUCCCCGCCAAGGAGCCCGACCUGCCCUACUCCGUGGAGACGCCCUAUGGCUACCGCCUGGACCUGGACUUUCUUAAGUACGUGGAUGACAUUGAGAAGGGCCACACACUACGGCGGGUGGCUGUGCAGCGCCGGCCGCGCCUGGGCUCCCUGCCCCGCGGCCCUGGCUCCUGGUGGACCUCCACUGAGUCCCUGUGCUCCAACGCCAGUGGGGACAGCCGCCACUCAGCCUACUCCUACUGUGGCCGCGGCUUCUACCCACAGUACGGCGCCCUGGAGGCCCGCGCCGGCUUCAACCCUCGCGUGGAGCGCACGCUGCUGGAUGCCCGUCGCCGCCUCGAGGACCAGACGGCCACACCCACCGGGCUGGGCUCCCUGACCCCCAGCGCGGCCGGCUCAACGAGCUCAUUGGUGGGUGUGGGGCUGCCACCCCCGACUCCGAGAAGCUCGGGACUGUCCACGCCGGUGCCGCCCAGCGCGGGCCACCUGGCCCACGUGCGGGAGCAGAUGGCUGGUGCCCUGCGGAAACUGCGGCAGCUGGAGGAGCAGGUGAAGCUGAUCCCCGUGCUCCAGGUGAAGCUGUCGGUACUGCAGGAGGAGAAGCGGCAGCUCACGGUGCAGCUCAAGAGCCAGAAAUUCCUAGGCCACCCCACAGGGGCCCGGGGCCGAAGCGAGCUCUGCCUGGAUCUCCCUGAGACCCCCGAGGACCCGGUGGCCCUCGAGACCCGGAGCGUGGGCACGUGGGUCCGAGAACGGGACUUGGGCAUGCCCGAUGGGGAGGCAGCCCUUGCCGCUAAGGUUGCCGUGCUGGAGACCCAGCUCAAGAAAGCGCUCCAGGAGCUGCAGGCAGCUCAGGCCCGGCAGGCCGACCUCCAGCCCCAGGCCUGGCCACCACCGGACAGUCCGGUCCGUGUGGACACCGUCCGGGUGGUGGAGGGCCCUCGGGAGGUGGAGGUGGCAGCCAGCACAGCUGCCGGGGCCCCUGCACAGCGAGCCCAAAGUCUGGAGCCCUACGGGACAGGGCUGCGGGCCCUGGCGACUUCCAGUGGGGCUGAGAGCCCCCCUGUAUUCCGCAGCCAUGAGGUGGUGGAGACAAUGUUCCCAAUGCCCACUGCAUCCACCAGCAACGUCCACCUGGUGAAGAAGAUCAGCAUCACAGAGCGCAGCUGCGAUGGGGUAGCAGGUCUCCCACAGGCUCCUGCAGAGUCGUCCUCCUCACGCACGGAGUCUGAGGGGCCCUCCCUGGCACAGCCCGAGAAGAACACAGGCCGGGUGCCUGCCUGUGAUGCCACCAACAGGGAGCCCACCAGGCAAGCAGCCUCUCAGGAGUUGGAGUCACAGGAGGCCGGGGGAGUAGGUGGGGCCCAGGCAGGCGUGCGGUCCAUCAUGAAGCGGAAAGAGGAGCCCGCAGACCCCGAGGGCCGGCGGAGGAGCCUCCAGUUCGUGGGGGUCAACGGCAGGUAUGAGUCCUCAUCUGAGGACUCCAGCACGGCAGAGAACUUCUCGGACAACGAGAGCACAGAGAACGAGGCCCCGGAGCCGGAGGAGAGGGUCCCGAGUGUGGCCGAAGCCCCCCAGCUCAGGCCCAAGGAGAUGGCAAAGGCCAAGACCAGCCAGGAGGAGUGCCAGCUGUCCCGGGAGCCUCGGCACAUGCCCACAGCUGAGGGGGCGUCAGGAUCCAAUGCAGAGGAGGAGAUCCGGAUGGAGCUCAGCCCCGACCUCAUCUCAGCCUGCUUGGCCCUGGAGAAGUACCUGGACAACCCCAAAGCCCUCAGCGAGCGGGAGCUGAAAGUGGCCUACACCACGGUGCUGCAGGAGUGGCUGCGCCUGGCCUGCCGCAGCGACGCCCACCCGGAGCUGGUGCGGCGCCACCUGGUCACCUUCCGGGCCAUGUCAGCGCGGCUGCUGGACUACGUGGUCAACAUCGCCGACAGCAACGGCAACACCGCGCUGCACUACUCCGUGUCCCACGCCAACUUCCCCGUGGUGCGGCAGCUGCUGGACAGCGGCGUCUGCCAGGUGGACAAGCAGAACAGAGCCGGCUACAGCCCCAUCAUGCUCACCGCCCUGGCCACCCUGAAGACCCCGGAUGACCUCGAGACUGUCCUGCAGCUCUUCCGGCUCGGAGACGUCAACGCCAAAGCCAGCCAGGCGGGGCAGACAGCCCUGAUGCUGGCAGUCAGCCACGGGCGGGUGGACGUGGUCAAAGCCUUGCUUUCCUGCGAGGCGGACGUCAACGUGCAAGAUGAUGACGGCUCCACAGCCCUCAUGUGCGCCUGCGAGCACGGCCACAAGGAGAUCACGGGGCUGCUGCUAGCCGUGCCCAGCUGCGACAUCUCCAUCACCGACCGUGAUGGGAGCACAGCUUUGAUGGUGGCCUUGGACGCGGGACACAGUGAAAUUGCCUCCAUGCUGUAUUCCCGCAUGAACAUCAAGUGCUCGUUUGCCCCGAUGUCUGAUGAUGAGAGCCCUGCGUCAUCCUCUGCAGAAGAGUAGCUGUGAGGGGGUGGUCCCCAGAGGUGCCUCUCCUCGGGGAAGGGGGUGCCAGGCAGCCCCAGAGUGGAGCCUCGUCCCUCAUCCCUCCUCCCUGGUCCCCUCCCUGGCCAGCCCCCAACCCAUCCCCACCAAGGCCCAAGUCUUCAAGGCAAGUGGGUUUUUCUUCUGCUUCCCGGGGGGAGCCCCCAACAGCGACAAGACUUCAGCUAUAAGCUGGUUUUUCCUAGUACCCCAGUUCAAAGCAGCCGCAACGCAGACCAGAGCUAAAUUCUUAUAUAAUUGGUGCCAGUGGCUGAUGCUGGGGCGUGGGUUUGUGAAGAACACUGAGAACAAUUGACUGGCAAUAUACGUGGAGGAGGGUGAGAGGGGAAAAAUAUUGUAUUUUUAAAUCAUUGUCAGGGGAGAGGGGAAAAAAAUCAGGUUAUUUGUUGCCAGAUUUGAAAGUCACUGGAAUCGCACAUUUUCCUUUGAAUCCUGAAUGUUACUACACAUGGAUCGGAUCGCGUCUGGAGUGGCGUAACGCCCCCUCGCCACACCUCCCCCUCCAUUUAAUUGUCUGGUAUAUAAUAGCAUCUUGUCCACUCCCACCCGACCCCAGACGGCUUUCUUAGUGGAAUUUUCUUCUGGUCUCUUCACACAGCAGAUCCUGUCCUUGUCACCCGGGGUAGGAAAUGUCAUUGUUUCUUCUGCGUUCUGCUUGUUGUCACAGCCAGUGUCACCCCUAUUCAGGUGGGGUGGGGUGGGGGGAGCUCAGGACCCAGCAGCCGAGAUGUGCCAGCAGUUCCCAUGGAGAAAUUACCCAGCAAUCCAUCCCCUCCCUGCAGGGGGGCCCUGGCAGAUACUCAUUUUCCUAGAAAAAUCCUUCAGACCUGGAGACGCAGGAAAUGAAUCCAGUUCCCAGAGUGGCCGCUGCAUCCCUGGGCUUGGCACCCCAGUGACGGGGCCAUCCUUGUCCUCUCCAGACUCCAGAAUUUCUCUCCUCAAAGGAAAGAAAACAGGGCAUGAGACUGUGGCAAAGCAUUGGCGCAGGGCCAGCAACGCCAUGUGUGCUCCAUUAAAAGUUGGCUGCCCCCAAGGGCUCCCAGUGCAAACUUAAAGAGACAGGGCUUUGCCGAAAACCAAACAAGGGCCAGCUGGGUUUUUUUGGGUUUUUUGUUUUUUGUGUGCUUUUUUUUUUUUUUGGUUUUCAAACAACCUACAGGCUUUCCAGAGCUGCCUGGAAUGGAGCCUGCUGGAAAUGGGGCUCUCCCAGCACACGCAGUUCCCUGCAUGACCUGUUUUGUCCUGAGAAUCUCAAUGCAGUUUUUUCUCAUUCUUUCCUUUUGUGACCAAAAAGAAGGUGGGGACCAGGUUUUGAGUCUCAAAAAGUGCCUUGUGACUGGACAGUGAGACCCCUAGCUCUUAGGUGUCCUGCCCUCCCUUGUCCAUUUCUCAGCUCGGCCAUCAGGGUUGAAGCCAAACCCCAGCAGGACAGAGCAGUCCCUUCGGCCCUUACAUGUUCAUUCAGUAAAGCUAAGUGCAGGCUUCUCUCCUAGAAAAGUAGGUUUCCUGGCUUGAUAGAGUCCGGCUUGCUUUGAUUCUGAUGGAAGGGAUGUUUCCUAAGACAGAGAGCUUGGAUGAUGAAAGGAGACAUCCCGGUUUGAGUGUGUGUGUGUGUGUUUGUGCACGCGCACACACAUGUACGCAUAAACUGGAGGGGGGACAGAACCCAAGCUGACUUGGGGUGAGCAUUAACAGAAGGCCACAGCUCUGGGCAGCUUUGAGAAGUGGUACAAAAGUUGUGUGCCUGUGUGUCUGGCCCUGGAGCCAGUGGGUGUGUUUAUUUGAAACUUCCAGAAGCAGCUCUUUAAACUGCGCCCCCCCCACCAUAAGUCCGUAUUUAUCCCUGUGUUCUCUUGUCCCCUACGCCCAUUGGGCUUGGCGUGUCAGUCUACAGGGGUCCUGCCUCUGACCCUGCUCUCUUCUCACAUGUACUCAUGACCUUGAACUUCACUUUCCGACCACGGUACGUCCAUAAAGUCAGUAUUACACUUAAAUGAAGUAUUCCUUUUUGUAAUCGUUUUUUAGAAGGUAAAGGAAUUUAAUAAAGCUACCUUAUGAUAAUACCAAA